Momordica charantia (bitter melon) is the source of this 4348-nucleotide messenger RNA. NCBI's taxonomy places the organism in Eukaryota, Viridiplantae, Streptophyta, Magnoliopsida, Cucurbitales, Cucurbitaceae. The record is from RefSeq and is a predicted model, not a curated record.
UCAUCAAUGAUGAGGAUUUACCAAGACUACUAAAUGAAGAGAUGUUAUCAACCUCCAUCCACAAGGGUUGUGUUAUAGCAACAAUGGAAAUUUAACACCCUGGUUUACGGACAUUUGUUCUAGUGCUGCAAAUAGUUGCAGUGACGUUGCUAGUUUUCUCUUGCAAAUGGGGAAUUCCACCCAAAUUCAAAGAUCAGCAGCAAACUGCCUGCAAAAAUUUCCAACUGGGAAACUAAACAACAAAAAGAAAAUGCCUACUCCUUCCAGUUCCAACAAUUCUCACCUCUUAUUCUUCUUCCCCAAAAGGAUACAUUUUCAGAAAUCGAAAUCCCACUUCUUCCCACUUCCAUUUCCAAACCCUUCAAGGGUUUCUAUAUAUAUAUUUUUCCCCCAAACGAAUCGCCACAGAUGCAGCCCAUUGCCGACAGAAUCGAGAGGAGCAUCAUUGCGCAUUACAAAAAGGGGAAAAUGUGAAGAAAUCUGGAUCAUCUUAGGUGAUGCUAGCUAUUUUGAUUGGGCUGCUGACAAUACUCACGUGGCAUUUCACAAAGAGCUAUACAGCACAGUCACUGGACAGCUUAGCAUACGGUCUACGCCACGAACUGCUGCAGCGCCCGAUCCUACGGAUGUGGGGUGUCUUGAAUUCCACAGCUGAAAUAACCACAGCUCAAGUUAAGCUCACAGAAUAUGUAAUGAGGAAGUACAGCAAGCCUGCGAAUCAAGCAGAGCAAGUUGAGUUGUAUGAAUCAAUGAGGGACGUGACGUGGGCGUUGUUUGCGAGUCGAAAAGCUCUUAAUGCCAUAACUAUCAAUUACAAGAAUGGCUUUGUCCAGGCAUUCCAUCGAGAUCAUAGAAGCAACAAUACGUUUUAUAUUUACUCCGAUCUUGCAAACUAUUCCAUCAGUGCCACUCAAUCGUAUGAUAUCAAUCGGUUGUCGUCAGGCGAUGGGUGGUCAGACCCACCCAUACAUGGCAAUGUUUCUGCAAAAUGGUACCGGGAACCGCUUGAUCCUGUUAGUGGUGAGAAGAUCGGGAAAGCGAGGCAGAUCCCACCGGAGGACUUGAUUAAUAUUCCUGGCAUUUCACAGGUGGCAGAUGGUGUUGCCUCAUGGCAUGUCACUGUGAGCAAGUACAUGGAUACACCAUUGCUUUCAGCGGCUCUUCCUGUUUCUGAUGCUUCAAAUGAAAGCAUAGUUGCAGUGGUGGGCGUUACGACUGCACUUUAUAGCGUGGGCCAACUGAUGAAGGAGCUUGUUGAGUUCCAUAGUGGACAUAUUUAUCUAACCUCUCAAGAGGGCUACUUGCUUGCUACAUCAGCAAAUGCUCCCCUGUUAACAAAUACGUCAAGAGGUCCAAAGCUUAUGAUGGCUGCUGAUUCUCAGGAUGACGUGAUUCGACUAGGAGCCGAGUGGUUACAGAAAACCUCUGGAAACAAUUUUCCUCCAGGUCAUGAGGUCCAUGAAGAGAAUGUCAAGCUUGGCGAUCAGCAAUAUUACAUUGACUCAUUUUUUCUUAAUCUGAAGAGGCUUCCUAUUGUGGGGGUUGUCAUCAUUCCUAGACAAUACAUAAUGGGAAAGGUAGAUGAGAGAGCUUUCAAAACAUUGGUUAUACUGAUUUCUGCAUCCUUAUGCAUCUUAAUUAUUGGAUGUCUAUGCAUUUUGAUUCUGACAAAAGGAGUAUCUAAGGAAAUGAAACUAAGAGCAGAACUAAUAAGCCAUCUCGAUGCAAGAAGAAGGGCAGAGGCAUCUAGUAAUUACAAGAGUCAGUUUCUUGCAAAUAUGAGUCAUGAGCUGAGGACGCCGAUGGCUGCAGUAAUCGGACUGCUGGACAUUCUUAUGUGUGACGACUGUCUCAAUAACGAACAAUUUGCGACUGUUACUCAGAUUAGAAAAUGCUCGACAGCUCUACUCCGACUUCUCAACAACAUUCUAGAUCUAAGCAAGGUUGAAUCCGGAAAGCUGGUUUUGGAAGAUGCAGAGUUUGAUCUGGGACGAGAACUUGAAGGGCUUGUCGAUAUGUUCUCUGUGCAAUGCAUUAACCACAAUGUGGAGACUGUGUUGGAUCUCUCUGAUGAUAUGCCAAAAUUAGUCCGAGGAGACUCAGGUCGAGUUGUACAAAUAUUCACGAAUUUGAUCAACAAUUCUAUAAAAUUCACAACUGCUGGUCACAUCAUUCUUCGAGGGUGGUGCGAGACCUCUAAUACUCUUAACGAAACAGGGAAGUUUUGUAUUGAUCAGAAGAAAUCACGGUUUCCUAAUCGGACAAAGAUGAAACAUGGAGACCCUACAAAGAAUGCCUGCAAGAAAGAUAAAAAAAUGACCUUGUGGUUUGAACUUGAUGACACUGGCUGUGGGAUUGAUCCAAGCAAAUGGGAGUCUGUUUUUGAAAGCUUUGAGCAAGCCGAUCCCUCAACAACCCGAACGCACGGUGGUACGGGUCUUGGACUAUGCAUCGUACGCACCUUGGUUCACAAGAUGGGUGGAGAAAUCAAGGUUGUAAAGAAGAACGGCCCGGGAACUUUAAUGCGACUUUAUUUGGUUCUCAGCACGCCUGUAGAUUCCAUGGAUCAUCACUGUCAACUUGAUUUUGCGAAACAUAAUGCAGUGGUACUGCUUGCGCUCCGUGGCAACAUGAGUCGAUUAAUCACAUCGCAGUGGCUUUGUAAAAUCAGACUGCGCACUUUAGAAGCCUCAGAGUGGAAUGAAUUGACACUAAUUCUUCAGGAACUCUUUCAUGCUAGAAGUUCAGAAACUAAAAAGGGAUUUAGUCCACAGGAUCCACUAGGUGAACCGUUACGAGCGGAGUUAAUGAGAAUUAAAGAUAUGAAAAGCCAAAUAUUCAUCAUCGUCGCCGAUAUAGGGAUACUCGACUUGAGCACAGAUAUCUGGAAGGACCAACUUUACUUCCUCGACAAGUACUCUGGAAAAGCAAAAUUUGCGUGGAUGUUAAACCACGAUACGCCCAAUGCCAUAAAGAUGGAGCUCCGGGGAAAAGGGCACAUUAUAAUGAACAAUAAAUCACUUUACAAAGCAAAAAUUGUUCAUAUUAUGGAAGCUGUUAUGAAGGACAGAAAUGUUGAAUUGCAGAAGAAAAAUGCUCUAAGAACUGCAUCAAAAGAAGGGGACUAUCACGAAUGUCUUGAAAUUGAUUCCACUCAGUUUGAAACUGCAAGCUCUGAUGAUUCUGAUGUAUAUGAACUUGGUAAUUCCAACUCCAAGUUCGCAAAAUUUCAAGUCCGAGAUGACCAUGAAGAAGAAACAAUGGCGACAAAACCAUGUCAGUCGCUAUUUCCACCUGUUAACGAUAGCUUGGUUGAGUUAACUCGUGUAAACUCGAGCGAGAGUAACAUGAAAACCAGUGAUCUCAGUGACGCGAGGCGAAACUCAACAAAGCCUCAUUGUGAAAGUUCCGAAUCUGAUGGACAGAACUUGGGAUGCAACUAUCCUAAGAGCCAAGGAGAAUCACAUUCUAAGAACGUCCAUGGUCAGAAAUCUCUUGAAGGGCUACGCAUUUUGCUUGCAGAAGAUACACCGGUUCUACAAAGAGUAACGACCAUAAUGCUUGAAAAGAUGGGAGCCGCAGUCAUUACGGCAGGAGACGGGUUGCAGGCUGUAGAAGCUCUGAGUGCCAUGCUCAGUGAUGAAGAGCAAAGAAGGGAAUGUCCCACAAGAUAUGAUUUGAUAUUGAUGGAUUGCCAAAUGCCGAAGAUGGACGGGUAUGAAGCAACAAAAGCAAUUAGAAAGCUAGAAGCAGGAACGAGGCUUCAUGUUCCGAUUGUAGCGUUGACAGCCCACGCAAUGUCGUCGGACGAAGCCAAAUGCUUGGAGGUGGGAAUGGAUGCAUACCUAACAAAGCCAAUUGACUAUAAGCUGAUGGUAUCCACCAUACUUUCACUCACUAAAAGAAGAGUCUAGCUUCCCCAGUAAAGCUUACUUUCGGUUUUCGGUGUUUCGGUUUUGCAAAUCAAAACGAAGUCACUUCCUAACUGAACAACAGUAGAAGAAGAAGGCCUUUAAGGGUCCAAAGGCGUUGUAUAGUCACGAGCACCCGAGCAGGCAGCUUUAAUGUGCAAGAGUGCCCAUUUGGACGAGGAAUUUGCGGGGAGGAUGCAGAUUCUAUGUUUGAUGGUUAGCAGUUAAGAGUGUAAAUUUGGUACCAGAAGUUUUUGUAUAUUUUGUUGUGGGGGAGAUGAAAGGGAGGUAAAGUUUUCCCACUUUUUGUAAUUAGUCGUAGUGAGAUAACAAAGCCAGUAAUGAUGUAAAGAAAGACCAUCCUAACAAUAAGAAGAGGGGAAAUAAGCUCCUCUUUAUAAUCGUUUUCAGUGAAGCACUUAAAAAAUUUGGGUGUU